AUGGAGCACAAGGUGACCUGUGUCCUCGCUGCGGUCCUCAUGCUGGCCCUCAGCAGCCUCGCCCAGGACCAGGAAGAAACAUGUACCGUGAGCCCUCGAGAAAGGAUAAAUUGUGGCUUCCCUGGCGUCACUGCCACGCAGUGCAAGGAAAGAGGUUGUUGUUUUGAUGACAGUAUCCGGGGAUUUCCAUGGUGUUUCCAUCAUAUGACCGUUGAAAACCCUCCAGAAGAGGAAUGUCCCUUCUAG
Molecule: messenger RNA, 246 nt
Organism: Microtus ochrogaster (prairie vole)
Lineage: Eukaryota; Metazoa; Chordata; Mammalia; Rodentia; Cricetidae
Source: RefSeq, a predicted model, not a curated record